Molecule: messenger RNA, 2924 nt
Organism: Sphaeramia orbicularis (orbiculate cardinalfish)
Lineage: Eukaryota; Metazoa; Chordata; Actinopteri; Kurtiformes; Apogonidae
Gene: orc5
Product: origin recognition complex, subunit 5
Exons: 14
Coding region: 321-1658 (445 amino acids)
Biological process (GO): DNA replication initiation; DNA replication
Cellular component (GO): nucleus; nuclear origin of replication recognition complex
Molecular function (GO): DNA replication origin binding
Source: RefSeq, a predicted model, not a curated record
CGCGCGAAACUCUACCGUGCUCCUCUGUUUCUGAUUUCUGUUUCUCGCAGGUUUUUCACAUAGAAAAACUAUUAUAUUUGAGUUUUGGGUGAUGUAGAAUUGGCGUCUUUCUUACUGCUGGUGUUGUUGUUGUAUAGUAUUCCUCGUCCGGUUCGUGUUUUGAUGAGGUUUAGAGGCUUGUCUUGCCAAUGUGCUUUAACUGCUCGGAAAACUGGCUUGUUUUGCCACUAACGUCCUUCAGUUAAAUUAAUAAACACCGCAGAGGUUUAGUUCACCUCCUCUGUUUUUACACGGUACAGGCUGAUAGUACCAUAGGCAGGAUGAUAGCUCGACUUCAGCAAACAGGGUACGAGGAGGACAGGCUGCAGAGGGUGGCAAAGCUGCUGCCCUGUAGAGAGCUCCAGGCUGGGACCCUGCUGUCUAUCAUGGGACAGCCUCAGCAGUACAGCUACCCUUCAGUCUUUAUCUACGGUCACCGAGCCUCUGGGAAAAGUCAUGUGAUGCACAUUUUACUCAAGGAACUAGAGCUGCCUCACGCCACAGUCAGCUGUGUUGAAUGUGUUUCCGUUGCGUUGCUGUUUGAACAAGUGCUGCUGUCCUUCUUUGGCUGCGAUGCUGCAUCCCUGCUCCCCCGCAGUCCCUCUCUAUCCGACUUCGUGCGUAUCUACAGGCAGCAGUGCUUGGAGAUGCCCGCCAAGCAAACACGAUAUGUUGUAAUGGAAAAAGCUGAGCUGCUGAGAGACAUGGAUGCUAAUCUUCUCCCUGCCAUCUUACGUCUUCAGGAGUUGGUAGAGGACAACGUUACUGUGAUCUUUCUCAGUGAAAUAGUCUGGGACAAGUUCAGGCCCAACACUGGCUGUUUCGAGCCUCUUCUGCUCCACUUCCCCGACUACAGUAAAGGUGAGCUACAGCAGAUUUUGUCUCAGGACAAGCAUCCUUCAUACUCAGCUGAGUUUUACUCCUCCUACAUCAACAUCCUACUGGGAGUCUUUUACUCGGUCUGUCGGGACCUCAGAGAGCUACGCCACUUGGCUGCUCUUAACUUUUCAAAGUUCUGUGAGCCCCUGGCAGAAGGAAAAGUGAAAGAGAGUGACACACACAAGCUGUGGAGAAACAUUGAGCCUCAUUUGAAAAAAGCCAUGCAGACAGUUUACCUUCGAGAGGUGUCCAGCCUGCAGUGGGAGCAGAUGCAGCAAGUGGAGGAGAAGGAAACUGGACCACUGAGAGGUUUAUCUGCUCACACUCAUGUUGAACUACCCUAUUACUCCAAGUUUCUGUUGAUUGCUGCCUACUUGGCAUCUUACAACCCAGCUCGCACAGACAAACGCUUCUUCCUCAAGCAUCAUGGAAAAAUCAAAAAGACAAACUUCUUGAAGAAAAAUGAAAAGACAAGUAAUCACCUUCUGGGUCCAAAGCCUUUUCCUCUGGACCGCCUACUUGCCAUUUUCUACAGUGUAGUUGACAGCAGAGUCGCCCCCACCGCCAGCAUUUUCUCCCAGAUCUCCUCUCUGGUGACGUUACAGCUGUUGACUCAGGUCAGUCAUGAUGAUCAGCUCGAUGCCCCCAAAUACAAAUGUGCUGUGUCAAUGGACUUCAUCUGUGCCAUAUCCAGGACUGUGAACUUUGAUAUUGUCAAGUAUCUGUAUGACUUCCUGUGACCGUGCUGUGCAUAAUGGAGAGAUGAAACAUACUGACAGUAAGACAUAAGGGGAUAUGCACAUGAAUACACUAACAGAUAAACAUCAUGCAAAAUGAGAAGCCCAGACUGUUGAGUUUGUGGUGUAAAAUUAAUUCAGUUAUGCCAAUGCCCCCUUGUGGUUGUCAGAUGAACUUAUAUAUUUUCUGUCAAACUCUUGUGCCUCAGGAUGUGUAUAAAAAGAUAUUUGCAUUUGUAUUGUAUAAAAUAAAAGCCAUAUGGGCAAGUUUUGUUUGUGUCCCUCCUUAAGCUAUAUAUAAAGGAAUUACUUCAGGAGUGUUACUUCAGUCGAUAUUUGUUCUUUAUCAUAAUAGACAGCUAAUAUACAGCUGAGCUGCAGGAUUAGCAUAGAACUCAUAUUGCUCAUAUCAAAUAAGGAUUAUUGUGGUGCAGCUGUAAAAUCUACCUGACAAAAACCGACUGUGGCACAGUGCAGGUGAAUCAUCGUCCUUGCUCAAAGGGACAACUGCUGCUUCCGUAAUGUGUUACCAUUUUUAAAACUGCUGUGUGACGGUACUUGAGUCACAGAAUGUCACAUUGUAGUGAAGAAUAUUCACCAGCUUAUAUGAGGAGUUGUCUUUAAAGGCAAAGGCUGCUCUCUUAAUGUGGCUUCCGUUUUCUAAUCUUCCAUCACCUUUUGAACAUUUCAACUCCCAUCUGAUCUUCAAGAUUCUGUGUUUACCAGAUGAUUAUAGCUCUGAGACUGUAUUUGAUUGGAAAUGAGAGUGAGCUUUUGGAUGAUGAUGGUGAUGUGGUGAUUUGUGGAUGAAUUUCAUUCCCGUCUUAACUUCCUGUGACUCUGACAAUUAGUGAUGCAUCUGAUUUUUUUUUUUUUUUUUUUGCAGUUGUUAUGGCAACAUGUAUAAGGCAACACCUGCAGCACAUUUAUACAAUGACAUGAACUUUAUUAAUUCCUUCAGAAUUUCAAUAUUCUGAUGAGGUACACUGAAGUGAAACAUUUCAUAGGGGAUUUUAACUGUUCAUGUUUACUGUACAAAUAAGCAAAAAGCUUAAUGAACACAUUCAGAAAUCUUACAAAAGGCACCAAUCGAGCACAGCAAGCGAUUAAGCAACAUGAGAAGGUGAUCUAUAUCUGUAUCAAUACUGAACAAACAGCAAACCAUUCAGCCAGAGCCAACACCCACACACAUGCUGUUUAAAUAAGUGACUAAUCUGUUUGACAUACAAAAUGCUAUAAAACCAAGAGCCACUUUGAUUCCCCUGGUAA